AUGGUGAACCACCAUCAACCAGAUAUUAUGCUCCAUCAGAGUACAGCUACAUAUGAUGCUCUCGAUGCUGAAUAAUCUAUGUCUGUGUAUUUUAGAUUGAAAUAUUUAUCCUGGAUCUCAGCAUAAGCAAUCAAUCCUAGUCUUAUUAGAAGUCCUAAGAUAAUUGCAAUUUUUGGACUCAUAAAUUAAUUAAUGUUUAAAUUACGAACCCACACUGUCAAACAAUGGCUACUCUAAAGAUUUCGCAAAUCCGUCAAUAGUUAAUACAUAACGGAUCCAUAGGAAGAAGAAUACAAACAAGAAUUGGCGGAACUCUUUGCUAAAUUUGAUCACUAAGGCAAAGGGUAGAUUUAAAAAUACGAAUUGCUUACUCUUCUCAAUAAAUACGGAAUCAGUAUCAAUGAACAGGAAUUGACGUGUUAUAUAAAGCAAGCAAAUUCAAAAAGUGGUCGUUUUAUAACAACCGAAUAAUUCAAAUAGUGUGUUUUAUCUGAAAAAUCAAAACUAUUUCUUAAAAAACUUAUAAAUAAAUCAAACGAAAGAAACCCCCAAAAUUACUUUCCGACUGAUAUCACCAAAGUCUUAGAUUAAGUUCAUUAUUUAAGUUAGAGAAGCAGACUCCUAUCAUAAAUUGAAGACAAAUAGAUUCCUGUUGAAUAGAAGCUACAACCACUCAGUAAAUUAAUGAACCUCAGCCGUGAGAUCACAAUAACUGAACAUAGGCCAUAAUAAAAAUGUCCUUUGAGAUUACCAAGAGCUAGGUCAACCUGUACUACAAAUUAUAACAGUUUAUCUACUGCAAUUACGGUGCCUUCUACAUCCAAUUCGAGAUUUGGAGAUAAUCGUUUAUCCUUUAGAAAGCAUCCUACAUAAUAUUGCGAAUGAUAUUAAUUAAUUAACUUUAUUUUAGUGAAAAUUCUAUUUA
Messenger RNA from Paramecium tetraurelia, 925 nucleotides. RefSeq lists its product as uncharacterized. The record is from RefSeq and is a predicted model, not a curated record. Gene Ontology annotation, molecular function: calcium ion binding. Lineage: Eukaryota; Ciliophora; Oligohymenophorea; Peniculida; Parameciidae. The transcript is spliced from 2 exons.